Salvelinus fontinalis (brook trout) is the source of this 4187-nucleotide messenger RNA. Its product is annotated as gastrula zinc finger protein XlCGF26.1-like. Gene Ontology annotation, molecular function: DNA-binding transcription activator activity, RNA polymerase II-specific; RNA polymerase II cis-regulatory region sequence-specific DNA binding. Gene Ontology annotation, biological process: regulation of transcription by RNA polymerase II. NCBI's taxonomy places the organism in Eukaryota, Metazoa, Chordata, Actinopteri, Salmoniformes, Salmonidae. The record is from RefSeq and is a predicted model, not a curated record. The transcript has 4 exons. The coding region runs from base 257 to 2263 and encodes 668 amino acids. Gene Ontology annotation, cellular component: nucleus.
GUGACGUAUAAUCUAGUGGACGGAACUGGAGGCUUCUUCAACAGCGACAAAAGGCUUCUGAUUCAACCAACGUGGUGGUUUGCUAGCGAACAUAAAACCGAAACAUUGAAGCGCUUUAGACCAAUCUUGUGUAUUUUACUCUUAGUGUUUUGAAUAUAAUUCUAUUUACUUGUCUACUAGUCCAUUUAAAUGUAAUUUGCUUGUUAAAUUAGCAAAUGUGGUAAAUUGAUAACGCACUAGGCUAAUCGACCGGAGCAUGAGUUCACUAAGCUCGACGGAGAAAGAAGCUCUGAUGAAAGGAGAGGAAGAAGCUUUCAGAAUGAAAGAAGAGGAAGAGGAUGCUAUCACAUUGAAAGAAGAGGAUGAUAUUACAGUGAAAGAGGAAGAUGGGAGAGAGGUUGUCAAAGUGGAAGAGGAGGAGGUAGAAGCUUUCAGAAUCAAAAAGGAGGAAGAUGCCAUAACAUUGAAAGAAGAGAAUGUAGUGAAAGAAGCGGAAGAACCUUUUAGAGUAAAAGAGGAAGAUGAGGCUAUCUCAAUAAAAGAGGAGGAAGACGUUUUGGGAGUGAAAAAGGAGGAGGCUGAAGAUCAGAUUACAACCAGAGAGAGACGUGACUAUCGUGGAUCCUCUGGGGAGCCUCAACAACAUCCUGAUGCUGACGAGGCAGAGAAGAAUCUCUCCAGAUCAGAACACCAGAUGGACAACGCUAGCCCUUCGGCCCUCCCGGAGUCCGUGUGUGGUGCCUCUCCCGGUAGCACCUUACUGCUGGGUAUGAAGAGGUUGUCUGUGCUGCUGGUGGACUGCAGGAAAACAACGGGGCUGAGUGGAACUGUGAGAGGAGGAGGAGAGAAGAAAGGAUCAGAUUUGACUCAUGAAAGAGAAAGACCAGAGCCAGGGACGUCCAAACCAGCAAGACGACACCAGUGCUCCCACUGUAGAAAGCGUUGUAACCGGUUAUGGGACCUGAAACGGCAUGAGAGAAGACACACACGGGAGAAGCCUUACCACUGCUCCCAAUGUGGAAAGGGUUUCAGCGAGGCGGCGAAGCUAAAACGGCAUGAAGGAAAAUACACAGGGGAGAAGCCUUACCACUGCCCCCAGUGUGGAAAGGGUUUUAAAUGUAUAGCACACCUGAAAACACAUGAGAGAAUCCACACAGGGGAGAAGCCUUACAACUGCCCCCAGUGUGGAAAGUGUUUUAAAUUUAUAGCACACCUGAAAAAACAUGAGAAAAUCCACAUAGGGGAGAAGCCUUGCCACUGCUCCCAGUGUGGAAAGUGGUUUAACCGGCCUGCGAAGCUGAAACGGCAUGAGAGAAUACACACAGGGGAGAAGCCUUACCACUGCUCCCAGUGCGGAAAGAGUUUUACCAAUUUAGGGAGCCUGAAAAACCAUGAGAGAAUACACACAGGGGAGAAGCCUUUCCUCUGCUCCCAGUGCGGAAAGAGUUUUACCAAUUUAGGGAACCUGAAAAACCAUGAGAGAAUACACACAGGGGAGAAGCCUUACAACUGCUCCCAGUGUGGAAAGUGUUUUAACCGGCCUGCGAAGCUGAAACGGCAUGAGAGAAUACACACAGGGGAGAAGCCUUACCACUGCUCCCAGUGCGGAAAGAGUUUUACUAAUUUAGGGAGCCUGAAAAACCAUGAGAGAAUACACACAGGGGAGAAGCCUUACAACUGCUCCCAGUGUGGAAAGUGUUUUAACAAGUUAGGGAACAUGAAGCAACAUGAGAGAAUACACACAGGGGAGAAGCCUUACCACUGCUCCCAGUGUGGAAAGUGUUUUAACCAGUUAGGGAACCUGAAAGAACACGAGAGAAUACACACAGGUGAGAACCCUUACCACUGCUCCCAGUGUGGAAAGUUUUUCAGCCGGUCAGGGGCGCUGAAACUACACGAGAGAAUACACACAGGGGAGAAGCCUUACCAUUGCUCCCAGUGUGGAAAGUGUUUUAACAAGUUAGGGAACCUGAAAGAACACGAGAGAAACCACACAGGUGAGAAGCCUUACCAUUGCUCCCAGUGUGGAAAGUGUUUUAACAAGUUAGGGAACCUGAAAGAACACGAGAGAAGCCACACAGGUGAGAACCCUUACCACUGCUCCCAGUGUGGAAAGGGUUGCAACCGGCCUGCGGAACUGAAAAUACAUGAGAGAAUCCACACAGGGGAGAAGCCUUACCACUGCUCACAGUGUGGAAAGGGUUUCAGCCGGCCUGCGGAUCUGAAACGGCAUGAGAGAAUACACACACGGGAGAAGCCUUAACACUGCUCCCAAUGUGGAAAGGGUUUCAGAGAGGCGGCGAAGCCGAAACGGCAUGAAGGAAUACACACGGGAGAAGCCUUACCACUGCUCUCAGUGUGGAAAGGGUUUCAACCGGCCUGCGAAGCCGAAACGGCAUGAGAGAAUACACACAGGGGAGAAGCCUUACAACUGCUCCCAGUGUGGAAAGUGUUUUAACCAGUUAGGGAACCUGAAAGAACACGAGAAUACACACAGGGGAGAAGCCUUACCGCUGCUCCCAGUGUGGAAAGUGUUUUAACCAGUUAGGGAACCUGAAAGAACACGAGAAUACACACAGGUGAGAACCCUUACCACUGCUCCCAAUGUGGAAAGUGUUUCAACCAGCUUGGGGAGCUGAAAUGGCACGAGAGAAUAAACACAGGGGACUUGCUGUCUUAUAUUGUUGACUGAUAAUGAUUACCUGUUUUUACCAUAUGAACUUGAAUUGUACAAAGUAUACUAAAACAUAUAUUUGUAUGUUAUAUUUGCAUAUUAAACAUGAAUUUAAUAUGGAGAUUGAAUAUAGAGUAGGUCAGAUUCCUUCUGUUUUAAAUGGUCCUUUUUUCAACUCUGACACUGUGUGUGUUUAUCUGGGUGUCAUUCCUCCAGCACUGCAGAUAAUCAAGUGACAUUUGGAUGUGAUGCAUUUGUUCCGUUGUGUACAUUUACAUUGUUGGCCCACUGAUGAUUUAAUGAAAUGAAAAUGUUCACAGACUCUGUAAUGCAAAAUGUUAAUUGUAUGUGUCCAUAUAUCUGAGUAUGUGACUUGUGGUGGAUGAAUCAGAAUUAGUUGGGUAACAUAGAUAAUUAAGAUCUCUUAUCUGCAUAAUAUGCUGAGGUGAUAUACUUGUUAUUAGAAUGUAUCCCUUCGGACUCUGGUGUUGGCAGUUGCACUUCUUCCCUCAGCUGGGGCUCAGUCACCUGGGGCCCAGAGAGGGGAGAGGUCAGGCUUGUCUUUUACAUGUCCCUGGUGCUAUGCAGAAUAUCAGGAAGGGAAGAGGACAGGAGGGAACAUUGUCUUCAUAUGUGAAUGUAUCUGUUAAACUAUGUAAAGGGAUGGUGUGAUUAAUGGGGAACCAAUUACUGGUUUCCACAAUGUCUGUGCGCAAGUCACUCCCUCCUUUGGCAUUGGGGGGAGGUGUAUGGCAGUGUCUGGAACCAUUGUAUGUCCUCUCUGAUGUUGCACUUAUCCUGGGAUAGUGUAUGACCUAGAGGCUCACUCCCCUCAGUGAGCUUGUCCAGGAGUGGGGUCAAGAAGGGGUUUUACUUGAGAUGGGAGUAUCUAGAGUUGACAAUUGAGUUAUGCCAUUGGAUGAGUUGGUGUUUUUGUGCUAUGAAGUACCAGGAACGAGAUUAGAACCUCGUCUUAGGGACCAAACUGAAUGAUAAAUUAUAGCGAAUGCUAUCUGGCUACGGGAUACUCCUUUCUCAUUAUAAAGUCUCACUUUGUAAACUGUUCCUAAUAUCUGUGGUUUGUUAUGUCGACUAGGGGGGUGGAUCUUUGCUAUUAAAGAUCUCAGUAGCCAUUGUGUUGCCACUCUCAACGGUUCAUUAGAAAUAGUGAAUUGUUGAAAGUCAUUGCAAAGAUCUUAUUAUUAAAGAUGUAGUUUAAGUAUAACUCUGAUUGGUGUGUGAACUUUGUCUCUCCACGUUUGGUAAUACAGAAAUAAACCACCACAGACUAACCUUGUGAAACUGACCUAUUAUAAUCUCCUGCUCCUGGGAGUAUCAUCCUGCGUUGCAAACCAGCUGCACCUGCAUCCUUGUAUGAAUAGAGUCCCUCCCAGGAACAGGAAACUAUAAAGAUAUGUGCUCAUCACCCAAUGCUUCAGGAAUUCAAACUGUCUACACUGCGCUGUGUAACUGUUAUUCUCUCUGAGCUCAGAAAUAAAGAAUCUUGGUUUGA